GCUUCGUCCCAGCUCCUACUGUCGCACUAUGACCUCCACUACAGCCUGGAUUCAUCUUUUACGUGUCAUGAAAGAUUUUCCUCAUCGAAGGGCGCAGCACAUUCCUGAACGUUGUCUCAUUGUCUCGUGAUACAGGUCUCUGACGUUCGUCUAAAAUCUAGACUACCAGCUUUGUUCAAGACAACCAGCACAGCUACACAAGAGUGAAUUAGGUGUGGCGUUACUAGCGUAGUCAUCUGGAAACCGAACAUUUUGACUGACUAACUGAAAACUUGGCAACAGGUUUACUACAGGUCACAGGCAAGAAGACACAAAAUGUUUCUCCGUGUAGCACCGUGGCUAUUGUUGAUGAUUUUAUAUAACAAGUCAGAGGCGGCGAAUGAGGCAGAGCUGAUACAGAAGUUACUCAAGGACUACAUGAAGGAAACAAGACCUGUAAAAAACCCGUCCACAAUACUGCACGUCAACAUUGACGUUCUCCUUGCACAGAUCAUAGAAGUGAAUUCCAGGGAGCAGAUCAUGACGUCAAACUUAUGGAUACGUUACAACUGGGUGGACGAGUAUUUGACCUGGAACGUCACAGAAAAUGGCGGCAUCGAGAGCAUCCAUACGAACAGUGAGAAUAUAUGGCGACCUGACAUACUAGUCUACAACAGGAUUCAGGACGAAGGGUGGUCCUCUACCCCUGAUACGAACGCGGAGGUUUUUCACGACGGAACGGUUCGCUGGUACCACCCGGUCACCUUACGGUCCACAUGUCUGCUGGAUGUCUCCCGCUUCCCGUAUGACAUUCAGCAAUGCCCUCUAAAAUUAGGUUCGUGGACGUACACCAAUGACAUGGUGGAGAUAGCAAGGCCAAAUAAUGCUAGCAACGCUAGAGAAGAAUACAUCGAGAACGGGGAAUGGUCCUUACUUUCCGUUAACGUCGAGAGAGCUGUCGUGAAUGGAUCUACAGGCCCCUAUACAACUCUGACCUGGACCAUUCAGAUCGGUAGGAGGGCCAUGUACUACAACUACUACGUGGUGGCAACGAGCUUCAUCCUGGUGGUCCUCGGGCUGCUGACGUUCUGUGUGCCGGCGGACUCCGGGGAGAAGCUGUCCCUCAGUAUCGUCAUGCUGCUGUCACUGGUGGUCUUCAUGGAACUGGUCACUACAAAACUGCCUGCAACUUCCACAAACAUUCCCCUUAUUGGACAAUUCUUUGGGGCUAUGAUCGUCCUAGUCGCCAUGUCAGCCGCCAUGACCAUCUUCAUCCUCGGCAUCCACUACCGUGGACCCAAAAUCAGCCCUGUGCCGAACUGGCUGCGGAAGCUCUGCCGACUGGAGAACAAGUCUAAGGACAAGCCGUGGGUCCUCGUCAUUCUGCAGAACCCAGCGAAUGGGCCCAAAUGGUCAACCCUGCCGACCGCCACAGACAAGGAGAUAGCAACUCUCCACUCCGACAAAGAGAAGCUGGAGGGGAUCGCGGACAACAUGGACUACUUCAUGGCCAAACGCGAGAAGAAGGAUAAGAAGAGAGAGAUUGAGGAUGAGUGGCAGCAACUGGCUAUCGUCUUGGACAGAAUUCUCCUUAUCGUGUUCUUCAUUAUCUUGAUCAUAAUGUCAUCAGUACUUCUGUUAUGGAUCCAUAAUAUGCGCAACAUAACUCGUCACUUCUGGGUGUGUUGUCGUUGUUUAAUCCCACGGGUAUCAUCAUACUCAACAAUCCGCUUCAGCUGGGGCUGUUGUGUCCGUUUUAUGGUCUAUAAGAUAGGUGGUGCGAUACCGGAACACGUCCUGGUUACCAAGCUUCUGGAGAACUACUCUACCGACGCACGACCAGUCCAGAACCCGCUGGACAACAUCGUCGUUGAGUUUAACGUGGUCCUGGCACAGAUUCUAGAUCUGAAUGCCAAGGAGCAGGUUCUGACAUCAAACCUAUGGAUACGCCAGAGAUGGUUUGACCAGGUUCUGACCUGGAAGCCUGAGGAGAAUGGCAACAUCACUGUGGUGCACAUCAACAGCGAGAACAUAUGGCGGCCGGACACUAUCCUAUACAACAGGCUCCACGAUGAAGGUUGGUCAGCGACUCCGGACACUAACGCCAUCAUCCGGUACACGGGCGAAGUGUUCUGGCCAUAUCCGGUCACCGUGCGCAGCUCUUGCAUCCUGGACGUCACCGCCUUCCCCUUCGACGUCCAGAGAUGUCCGCUGGAGUUCGGGUCCUGGACCUACAGUGGUGAGAAGAUAAACUUGGUGAACAUGACGGCAGAAGGUAUCACUGAAGAGUUCAUAGAAAACGGAGAGUGGAUCCUGGGAACGUUUGAAGCAGACAGACACGUACACAGAAACAUAUCGGGGGAGCCUUUUCCAACCAUCGAGUACACCAUAGUACUAUCGCGCAGGACUCUGUACUACAUAUAUUACGUGGUAGCUCCGAGUCUCCUCCUUUCGCUGCUGGCUCUUUUGGGGUUUUGCCUGCCAUCGGAUUCCGGGGAAAAGUUGUCACUGAGCAUCACAAUGCUGUUGGCCCUGGUCGUCUUCAUGCAGCUGGUUACAGACAAACUCCCCCCGAUAUCUACAAGCAUACCACUGAUAGGAAAAUUCUUCGGAGGAAUCAUUCUUCUUGUCACCCUGUCGUCCGCCAUGACCAUCUUCGUCCUCAGCUUGCACUACCGCGGCCCGGACAUCUACCCCGUUCCACAGUGGGUCCGCACCCUGUUCUUCCUGGGCCCGCCGAAGGCCCCCGCUAAGGUCAAGGUCAUCAGCAAUGGAGGUGCACACACCGUAAAGAUGAACGGCGUUCCAGGAGAGACUACGUCAUCGAAUCCCGAAGCUCAGACGCUCUCGAGUACUCUCACGAGAAUUGAACAAAACAUCAACAAGUUCAUAGGGGAUUACGAGAGGAAGGCGUAUAAAAACUCCCUGGAAAAGGAGUGGAAGUUCCUGGCAAAACGGAUCGACAGGUGCCUCGUGGUGUUAUUCCUGGUCGCUUUGUUCAUCAUGUCAAUCGUCAUUUUAGUCGCUGGGUAGAAUGGCGAUACAGAAAAGCGAGCAUACUAGAAUUUCUAAUCCUCCUAGACUGCAUAGCAUCGUUUGAAGCUAGCAUUCAAGGUGGUAUCUCACUGCACUUGCGUCAAGCUUGCGUCACUGCGGGGUUCGUUCACUGCGUCACUGUUUUCUUAU
Messenger RNA from Branchiostoma floridae (Florida lancelet), 3165 nucleotides. RefSeq lists its product as uncharacterized. Lineage: Eukaryota; Metazoa; Chordata; Leptocardii; Amphioxiformes; Branchiostomatidae. Gene Ontology annotation, biological process: nervous system process; synaptic transmission, cholinergic; signal transduction. The coding region runs from base 316 to 3012 and encodes 898 amino acids. Gene Ontology annotation, molecular function: acetylcholine binding; acetylcholine-gated monoatomic cation-selective channel activity; acetylcholine receptor activity. Gene Ontology annotation, cellular component: acetylcholine-gated channel complex; postsynaptic membrane; synapse. The record is from RefSeq and is a predicted model, not a curated record. The transcript is spliced from 14 exons.